Cucurbita pepo subsp. pepo (vegetable marrow) is the source of this 1036-nucleotide messenger RNA. Its product is annotated as translation machinery-associated protein 22. Gene Ontology annotation, molecular function: mRNA binding; translation initiation factor activity. The record is from RefSeq and is a predicted model, not a curated record. NCBI's taxonomy places the organism in Eukaryota, Viridiplantae, Streptophyta, Magnoliopsida, Cucurbitales, Cucurbitaceae. Gene Ontology annotation, biological process: formation of translation preinitiation complex; translation reinitiation.
UCAUCGCCUCUCGAAUCUCAUUCUUAGGCUACAAAGCAAAAGAGAGCGGAAACUAAUUGUCUUUCGCACCAAAAAGGGGGCGGAGAGACUGUGCUUGAGGAGCUCUAAUGGCGGACAAACCCCAGCCGGUGCGCGUUUUGUACUGUCCGGUCUGCAGUUUGCCGGCGGAGUAUUGCGAAUUCGGACCCGAUUUCGAAAAAUGCAAGCCCUGGUUGAUCCAAAAUGCUCCCGACCUCUAUCCCGAUCUUCUCAAAGAGGCCAAUGCGAAGGAAGCUGGUGAAGUUUCUAAUAAACUGCAAUCGACCAGUAUCUCAUCUGCUGCUGGUGAUGGAGCUACUUCUUCAGCGCCUAAGCAAGAGGAAGUGAAACGUCUUCCUGGUGGCAAGAUAAAGAAAAAAGAGAGGCAAGAAGUUAUCAUUGAGAAGGUUACUCGCAAUAAGAGAAAGUGCAUUACAACUGUAAAAGGGUUAGACCUUUUUGGAGUUAAACUAAGUGAUGCUUCAAAGAAACUUGGAAAGAAGUUUGCUACUGGGGCCUCUGUGGUUAAGGGGCCAACUGAGAAAGAGCAAAUUGAUGUUCAAGGGGACAUAUCUUAUGACAUUGUGGAUUUCAUCACCGAGACUUGGCGUGAUGUCCCAGAAACUGCAAUUUUCUUCAUCGAAGAUGGGAAGAAGGUUCCUGCUGCCUGACAAUGAAAUCAUGGCAAACAAAUAAUAUGUGGGCUUCUGUGCAUCCUUUUCCCUUCUUGUGCGAGUCCUUUAAAGAUUCCACAAGUAAGUGGUCAUUACAGUUUUUUUUUUUUUUUUUUUUUUCAGUUCCAAAAACCUUUGUAUCGGAUCACGAGACUUUUUGUCCUACUUUCUUCAAUCCUUGUACCUUUUCUCAGGAGAUGAGCUUUUAUUUAUUUUGGCCUUUUUUAUUUAGGGAAGAAAAAAGAAAAAAGAAAUAUAUAUCUUGGUCAAACUCUGUUCCAACUUAUGGGUUAUUUGUAUAGAGGACUAUAUCUCGAUAUUAUAAUUUUUUUUUCUACCCUUUA